Messenger RNA from Eutrema salsugineum, 470 nucleotides. RefSeq names its product dolichyl-diphosphooligosaccharide--protein glycosyltransferase subunit 4C. The transcript is spliced from 2 exons. The record is from RefSeq and is a predicted model, not a curated record. Lineage: Eukaryota; Viridiplantae; Streptophyta; Magnoliopsida; Brassicales; Brassicaceae. Bases 136 to 243 code for a protein of 35 amino acids.
CUUCUUGAAGUGGAGUCAGCUCAAUAUCUUGCUCCAUCUGCUUCAGAGACUUUUAUUGUCAAAAACACCGUUCACGUCACGCGCUCCCUGCUCUUCCAUAUUUCUCUUUCACGAAAUUAUCUGCGUUUUCCGAAGAUGUUUGACGAUCAAGAUCUGGGCUUCUUUGCCAAUUUUCUGGGGAUCUUCAUUUUCAUACUGGUGAUAGCCUACCACUUCGUGAUGGCUGACCCUAAAUUCGAAUAGACAUGACUCAUGAGGUUCAAAUUCAAUCAUUCUGAUAUGCCAGAAUCAACAUGUCACCAUACCUGAGGACGUUUUUGUUUUGGUUUUUUUUUCAGUUGAUGUAUGUUGACAAUGUGGUCUUAGCUGUGGGAUAAAUCCCUCCUUUUUCUGUAUUGCUACUAUUCAUAUACUUGGCUAGUUCACUAUAAAAGGUUAAAAUGCUUGUUUCUAAAGCAAUUUCCGGGUUU